Molecule: messenger RNA, 2865 nt
Organism: Oncorhynchus masou masou (cherry salmon)
Lineage: Eukaryota; Metazoa; Chordata; Actinopteri; Salmoniformes; Salmonidae
Product: CCN family member 1-like
Exons: 5
Coding region: 675-1832 (385 amino acids)
Biological process (GO): signal transduction; cell adhesion
Cellular component (GO): extracellular matrix; extracellular region
Molecular function (GO): heparin binding; integrin binding
Source: RefSeq, a predicted model, not a curated record
UCUCCCAUGGAAUAGUCCCAAAAGUGCAAACCACACCAAUCUGGCGCCAAAGAAAGGCUCAAUCAAAUGCUCAACCUAUUUCAAAGAAAUCAAAUACUAUUUGAAGCCACUCCACACUUAGCUUACUUAUUAUGGAUUCAUCAGCAAUGAUCUUUUCUUGUAGUUUCUCAAUAGCAUUAGGGACAUAUGAUAGUAAGCUGUCAGUGCACUGAAGUGCCUACAGAGUUGUUUCGUAAUAUAACCAUGGUUUCUCAGUAUGGUAAUGUAGCAAUGGUGCAAUUUCUUCCUCUCCUACUCCACUCACUCAAUCCCCCCUUGAUUCACUUUCUCUUCCUCCUUGAGAGGAGAGCUGAUGUCACAGGGAGGUGGCGGUCUGCCCAUGUCUAUAAGUACAGGCACCACAGAGGGAAUCUCUAUAUGAAGUGGAGCUAACCCAGCUGAGCAGUGCUGACCCAUGCUGAGAAAAGACACUGCAGGAGAACAAAGAAACACUAUCGACUGGUGUACCUUUUCGUGCACUCAAACAGAUGAAGGAAUAAAUGAACUGACAGACAGACUUCUCUCCUCUGGACUCAAGUGCAGGAUCUGGACAGUAUAUCAUCACAGACACUAGGUAUCUAUUCUAGGACGGAAUCUUUAUCUCUAAUUUAAAUAGUGUAAUCUACACCUUCGGGAUGUUUUCUCUGGUUAGUUUGAGACGGACCGUCUCCACACUGUUCGUUCUCCUCUCCAGUGCUGCUGUCAUGGUGGAGAGUGACUGUCCUACCCAGUGCUCCUGUGGCCCCUCACCGCCAUCGUGCCCAGCGGGCAUUAGUUGGGUGACAGAUGCCUGUGGCUGCUGUAAGGUAUGUGCCAGGCAGUUCAACCAGGACUGCAGCCCCAGCCAGCCCUGUGACCACAUUAAGGGCCUGCACUGCCACCUGGGGGCUGGGGGAGACCCAGAGAGAGGCCUGUGCCGAGCGGAGGCCCAGGGCCGGCCCUGUGAGUUCAACGGGCGUGUCUACCAGCAUGGAGAGGACUUCCAGCCCAGCUGCCAGCACCAGUGCAGCUGCAUGGACGGGGUGGUGGGCUGCAUGCCACUCUGUCCCCAGCAGGUACCCUUGCCCGACUGGCGCUGCUCCCAGCCAAGGCUGGCACGGCCCUGGGGCCGCUGCUGUGAGGAGUGGGUCUGUGAUGACAAAAAUAACAUCAGUGAGGACCCAGAGGAACAUCCACAGGCAGCCCUACCUGACCCACAACCCCUCCCAAACCACAUCAACAACCAGCUCCAGGCCCAAGCCCUGGCCCAGCCACACUAUCAGGCCAGCACUGGAGUCACCUUUAGAGAGUUGGUGUCCCUCCCCAGGUCCCAGGUGUUGCUGAGCGCCAGAUGCCUCCCUCAGACCACUGAUUGGACGGAAUGUUCCACCACGUGCGGGAUGGGCAUCUCAAGCCGGGUGACCAAUAACAACGCAGAGUGUCGGCUGGUCAGAGAGACACGACUCUGUCAGGUCCGCCAAUGUGACCUGCCGCUUACCCCAGCAAUCAAGAGGGUAAAGAAGUGCCAGCGUACAGUGCGGCCCCAGGAGCCAAUCAGGAUCAACUUUGCUGGCUGCUCCACAACACGCCGCCAUCGACCUCACACCUGUGGCUUCUGUGCGGAUGGGCGAUGCUGCACCCCUUCACUGACCCGCACCGUCCGCCUGCGCUUCCAAUGUCCCGACGGAGAGGGCUUCACACGCAACGUCAUGUGGAUCCAGAGCUGCAGCUGCAAGAAGAGCUGCCACAAUCACAGUUCCCCCUCAAGGCCCUCUGUCAGCCUGCACAAUGACAUCCACAACUUCAGGCACUGAGGCAGGCUUAGGAGGAUGCCCAACCCUAGCCUCAACACACGAGACAGGGCUACUGCAUGCUAACCUCUCCCCAUCUUCCACCCACCCUCUGCCCAGGGAUAGCCCUGCCUUUCAGUCCCUUCCUGGACACCAGCCUCUCCCUCCUGCACCAGCGCCAGACUAUGGGAGAGAGAGCCUCAGCUAGGUGGCCGUUCCAUCCAACCAGGCAGAACUAUCGCUUGCACUUUAAGCUUCCUGACACGUUGCCACAAGUUAUCUGAUAUGAGAGAUGUGGAGCAACUGCUCUCCACAUCCAGGUCCAGUGUCCCUUCCCUGUUGAUGACACAGUCACAGAACUGUUCUGGGGGAGGGGGAGGGACAGCACUGAGCACAACAGACUAUGGAUGGCCUGAUGUGACUUUCUUGAUGUAAUUUUGAACUUGUAAAUUAAUCAGUUUGGUUGUCUGCUUUUCCCCCUCAUUAUUUAUAAUUUGUAUUUGUUAACAUUGUCAAGUUCCUCUAUAACCACAGAGGAACAAGGGAAAAGGAAUGUAUAUGUAUGUAUGUGAAAGACAUACAUCACUUUUUGUCAUAAUAGAGAUGUGUAAAUUAGUGAGGCCAGUGAAUGUGUAAGGAUGUGAUGAGUGACGACCAUGGGCAAUCUCAUACAUUCAUGAAGUGUUUUGUCUGAUACAUCGAUGGUAGAAAGAGGACAGGAUAUCAUUCUACAAAUUCAUCAAUGAUUGUAAUUAACUGUAUAUUACAUUGUGUAAAGGUCAGUGUUUAUGUGUGUGAGAGAAAAUGAAAGGGUGAGAAACAGAGUGUUUACAUGUGUGUAUUUGUGUCAUAUGACAGAGUAUAGUGUACAGACUUCACUCUUAGUGGAGUGGCAAUUGAUGGAGAUCACCUCAUUUUCCGGGGUGUGUUUUUAUUGCCUCAUAGUAUAGAGACUUGUACUGGAGGGAAGAUUGUAUUUGAUAUAUUUAAGAUUUCUAUAAUAUUUGAAUUCUUAUCAAUAAUACUCUGAAAAAUUGAAUAAAAACAUUCAACAUGU